Molecule: messenger RNA, 599 nt
Organism: Pectinophora gossypiella (pink bollworm)
Lineage: Eukaryota; Metazoa; Arthropoda; Insecta; Lepidoptera; Gelechiidae
Exons: 4
Coding region: 97-561 (154 amino acids)
Source: RefSeq, a predicted model, not a curated record
UUGGUGCUAUUAUUGUGUCUACUCUGUAUUGUAGCAGGCGUGAAGUGCCAAGGCGGGCCUCCACCUAGUGACGGUGGAAAAUUCGACGUCAAUUUCAUGUCGCCUAUUUAUACGUGCGAUGAUGAACAAAGCAAGGAGUAUGUGGACGCGUCGCGAGUUCAACUGGCCCGGUUUGAUGACUUUGCGGUGAUGAAUGGAUUCCUUGAGUUCAAGAAGUCUUUCGAACCUUCUACUUUGUUGGAAGUGGUUUUAGAAAAAGAAGCGAGCGGCCGACUUGAAAUAAUGAUGACCCAUGAACUGCAAGCUUGCAAAGAAAUUAGCGACCCAGGCAGCGACUAUGCAACUUGGAUCGAGUUCUUUGGUCUGCCCAGUGAAUGUCCUUUUGAAGCUGGCUUGUAUCCAAUCCACAACCUAACAGCUGACACGUCUGACAUGCCUAUCAACAGUGCCAACGCGGGCGCGUACCAAGCAACGAUUAACAUGUACAAGUGCGAAGGAGACGAUUGCGAGAAAUCAUUCAUUUGCUGCUUGAAAUUGGAUUUCUGCAUUGAGCCUAUAUGAUAAUUUGCUAUGCAACCAAUGAAUUCCCUAUUUUUCAA